Messenger RNA from Ipomoea triloba (trilobed morning glory), 753 nucleotides. RefSeq names its product upstream activation factor subunit UAF30. The record is from RefSeq and is a predicted model, not a curated record. Lineage: Eukaryota; Viridiplantae; Streptophyta; Magnoliopsida; Solanales; Convolvulaceae. Bases 94 to 399 code for a protein of 101 amino acids. The transcript has 3 exons. Gene Ontology annotation, cellular component: nucleus.
AAAGAGAACCCUCUCGUCUGCCCAUCAAGUCGGCUACAAGUUGAGGUCAAGCUGUUUGUUAAAGGAAAGUACUUAAGACGAGGGAAGAAGAAAAUGCUGCCUCAGAAGAUGAAGAGCUUCGUUGCGGAAAACCCAAAGAAAUUAGGAAACUUAAUUAACCUAGUUAAUCUCCCUUCAGCACUAAAAGACUUCAUGGGUCAGUCCCAGACGUCGCGUUUGGGUUGUUUCAAGCGUAUUUGGUCAUACAUCAAGGAGAACAAUCUCCAGGAUCCAAAUAACAAGAACAUAGUCAACUGCGAUGAAAAACUGAAGAGCAUUCUGUUGGGCAAGUCCCAGGUUGAUCUGGCUGAACUUCCUGCACUCAUCAAGUUGCAUUUUCCUAAAGCCAACUCAAAAUGAUUGCUAUUAUUCAAGUAUUUUAUGAGCCUGAGAAGUGCACCAAAACUCAAACUACUGAUCUUUAUGGGAAGAGAAGAUUGAUUCAUUUUUCAAUUCAUUACCAGUUGGAAGAGGUUGAGCUCUCUCUCUAUCCCUAUCAAUUGUUGACAACACAGAAUGCUGGUUUUGGGCAUGCUUUUAGCAGCCUCCAUAGCCUAGGGCAAUGAUCAAAGCUGUGUUUCUUUGUUGUGUGACCAUUGCUUUUAUUGUAAAAGAACUGAUAUUGCUUUCUGAUGAACAUACAUAUCAUUGAGCUUAUAUUUACAUUUUGAUAUCAGAAGUCAAAAAAUGCAGGAUGCAUUAUACAUUUAUACA